AUGAUUGCCCACCAGAGGGCGGUCUGCCAGGGCUGCCAACACGAGGUCACGCACGCAGACCGGUCGGCGCACUACCACCGCGAAUGCCCGGCCGUGAUUGUGUGCUGCGCGCAUCGGCACAAAGGCUGCAUGUGGACGGGGCGACGAGACGAGUUUGCGGAGCAUUUUCGCAACCACUGCGUACUGAAUCAAUGCAGUUGGUUAAAUAUAAACAUGGAUGACAGCGGGAACAAACAAGAAGAUCAAAUGAAUUUAGCAGCGAAAAUUUUCAUAUGAUGAACAUGAAGCAAGGGCAUUUUCUUUCUGACGAUCGGUAUAGCACCAGAUGCAGCUGAUUCAUUAAAAGUACAAACAAACAGAUUUACGCCGAACAUGCAGUGCGGCGGAAGACCGUGGAGAUUAUCCGUCGUGGCCCCAGUAUCUACCCUCCAACCAGCCAGAUGGCGGAGCUGCUGCGCAACGUGCUCUACCGGGGCCGCCUCGAGGGCGACCUGUGUCCCUGGUCGCACUAUGCAAGCGCCUGGUCCCCGCUUGAGCUCUUUCGGCAUGCCCGCGCGCUCAACAUCCGGCUGCAGCGGGAACAGGCUGAGCUGCUGGCGGACUGCGCAGUGAGCCGGCGAGCCAGCGAGAGUAUCGCGCUCCUCGAAAACCGGCAGUACCCCUGCGAGUUCCGAGUCGCGUAUCCGGCCUUCUCCGCGCCGGUCCGGAAUCUGCCGGAACCUUUCUUCCGGACUACCUGCGCCUUGGACCCGCGUCACCUGUCCGGGCAAAAUGCAAGAGUGCGGACCUUCCUGGCUUCGGUGCGGGGUCGUCGGGGGGCGGACGGCCACUGCGCUGCUGCGUGCGACCCGGCCGCGCUGCUGAUGACUACAACUGAG
This is a messenger RNA of Amoebophrya sp. A120, 878 nucleotides long. The record is from the annotation of a GenBank genome assembly. Lineage: Eukaryota; Dinophyceae; Syndiniales; Amoebophryaceae.